Messenger RNA from Tremella mesenterica DSM 1558, 2949 nucleotides. RefSeq lists its product as uncharacterized. Gene Ontology annotation, biological process: DNA-templated transcription; regulation of DNA-templated transcription. The record is from RefSeq and is a predicted model, not a curated record. Lineage: Eukaryota; Fungi; Basidiomycota; Tremellomycetes; Tremellales; Tremellaceae. Gene Ontology annotation, cellular component: nucleus. Gene Ontology annotation, molecular function: zinc ion binding; DNA-binding transcription factor activity, RNA polymerase II-specific; DNA binding. Bases 1 to 2949 code for a protein of 982 amino acids. The transcript is spliced from 11 exons.
AUGCCGCCUGAUCGACUACAGCAAUCAGGCGAUGCCUCUACUUCUAGAGACUAUUCAUCCUCUUCUCAUAGACAACGAAAGCUCAAUCGGACGCUACCUCAAUUGAAGAGGAAUGCAGCUUGCAUACCAUGUAGAAGACGUAGGAUCAAAUGUGAUGCUGCCAAACCUCAUUGUUCAAGUUGCCUGAGGAACUUUCGGUUUCUCUCAAGGACACAACCGGAUAAAGAGAGGGAUGAAGCUGGUGUUCAAUGUUAUUAUGAUGAAGGGGAUGAAGAAGAUUUCGGACCUAAUGGGAAGCAGAGGGAAGGGGAGGGGGAAGGGGAAGAUCCUAGAGAAGCUGUGAGACGAUUGGAAGCUAGAGUUGCCCAACUACAAAAUAGGUUAGCUUCCCUCACUUCUCCCAAUGAAAACCAAGAUAUCCCCACGGGUCGACUGGACAUGACUGAAGCUGUAUACGCUCCUUUACCUGGUGAUCCAGGAUUGAACGUUCAUCCUUGGUCAUCUUUCUCUCUUCCGUUACAAUAUACACCAGAUGUGAAACAAGAUUAUGCGUCAAAAGGAGAUUUUGGGAAUGGGCCAGUGAAGCAGAAGGCGACAGUCGGUCUUGUAUCAACCCCACAUACAAAGUCUUCCGUCCAUGUUACCUCGAUUGACGAUGGGGAGGAGGAAGAAGAACAGUUUGAUACGACUACAAGAGCGCCUGUCGAUGCGGACGCAGAUGCGGGUAGACUGGGUGGACCUUAUCUUGAUAUACUUUGGCCAGGUUGGCCUCCACAAUUGCCAACACCGACCAUGGUGGAUCAUAUGGUCAACACAUUCUUUUCUGUCGUUCCCUCUACUCCUCGAUUACUUCAUAGACAACGAUUUCAAGCCCGACUGACUCUUCCGCCUACCCACCCUGACUUCCCUCACCCAGCUCUUUUACACGCCAUCUGCGCUGUAGCUGCAAGAUAUACUGCCGCUGUUAAAGUUUGCUCAGUAGCGGAGAUGAUCGAGAGGGUCAAUAACGAAGGCAUGUCGGCGUUGGCAAGGGGACCAUCAUCUCAUGAGACGGUGCAGGAAAUUGCUAGGGAUCCAUGUUUCGGUGAAAGACAUUCAAAAUUUGCAUUUGCGGCUAUGGCCAAAGAUGCGCAUAAGCAAUCUGGAAGAAAAGUCAUGGAGAUUGUUCAAGCUCAGACACUAUUAAGUCUAUACUGUCAACAGAAUGCUAAAUGGGUGGACGGAUGGACAUUGUUUAGUGUAGUUGGUCGUGCGACCGUCCCAUUAGGUCUUCAACAUGAUCAUAUCGACGACUUUCAGGAAUCAAGAAUAAUCACCGCUGUACUUCCUCCUCCAACGGAAGAUUGGGAUCGAGAAGAACGUAGAGUUCUCAUGGCGAUUGCUUUCGCUCAUGAUACUUUGGCUUCAUGCUCUUCAGGUUGGCCUGCUCAAAUCUGUCUCGACGAAGUGACUACAAGAUUACCCGCCGCAGCGAAAGAUUUCGAUCGAGGAUAUGCUAUUCCGGAAAAUACUCAGACAUAUCGUUCUACCGACAUCUUCAGCAAUCAUCCAGUACAGGAUAGUUUUGUCAUGCACAUGAAAGGCAUGUUACUUUUGAACAAAGUCAGCACGUAUAUUCGUCGUGUCAAAUUACUUUCGAAUGAAGAGAGAGCCAUGCAGAGACAAUCCCCAGAGUUUAGAUGGUACGAAAAAGCUAUCAAUGAUUUUCACACGACAUUUCCUCAUCAACUUCGGGACCCACUAAGACACAGAGAAGGUAAACGCGUAGACGUGGACUCGUUCAGCGCACAGCUAGUCUGUAACAUUGCGAGCAUUCAUCUACAUGAUCUAUUCGCUAAUAUGGACGAUCCGCAAGAUGAAUCAGCUGUAAAAUUAUUGAUCGCAGCUCGGUCGUCACUUGGUCUUAUUUAUUUAAUCACGAGUAGUAGUACGGAAUUAUCUUUUUUCUUGAUUCCUAUGACUACUUAUUCACAACUGAUAUACAGGUUCAUGUACAUCGCCGCUAGAUCUCUGAUGCCAUUUUAUCAAAGAGCUUUGAAAUUUGGUGAUAUGGGAGUGGCUACGAUGUUGGCGGGUGAGAUUGAUGCUUUCAAAUCCGCUCUGAUAGCUUUCGGUACUCGAUUCGCAUUGGGUGCACGUCACGUAGGAAUGUUAGAACAAAUGCUCAUUCAUCUUCAUGCCGAUUGUCAACUUCCUUAUACACCAAGUUAUACUUCAUGGCCUUGGUUCCGUUCUAAAACAAAUUCAUCACCUUCAAUGAGUUUACAAUCCGUUCUUCUUUCAAGACUCUAUCCAAAUCCACAUGUCACACAACAACAACAACAACAACAACCUCAAAAUCAAUCUCAGUAUCAAAAUCGAGAUUCAAAUCAAAAUCAAAAUCAAAACCUAAACCCCACACAAAAUCCAAAUCAAGAUCCUAACCAACAUUCAUAUCCCAAUAUAAAUAAUCCGAUCCAACCAAUCGAUCAAGAUGAAACGAGAGAAGAAAACUUGACAGAGGUAUGUGGUGUACCUAUGGCUCAUCCAGAUGGAAUGUUAGUAAAGUUUGUACGUCAACAUAGACUCACUUGGCAAGAAAGUAAUGAUCGUCGACGUGGAUAUCCAGGUAAAAGUCAAAAUGGUAGUUCAAAUGGAAGUGGUAGUGGAAGUGGGAAUGGGAGUGUUGGACCUUCACCAAAUUCAACCACGACACCAUUACAACCUAAGAUUUCACCCUCUUCUCUGACUACGAAUACACAUACACCAAGUUCCAAUCCGAAUCAAUUUGUUACUCGUGGAAGAGAAAGAGAAGAUAUUGGCGUUGGUGUUGGAGUUGGUGUCGGUGUAGGAACGGAUGAUGGUAGUGGAUUAGGAGAUAUUAUGGCUUGGUUAAAUUGGACACCUACGACAAAUAUAACUCAAUAUUCGAAUGGUCAUGGUGAUAUCAAUCGAUUACCUCCUCGAUAA